Striga asiatica is the source of this 600-nucleotide messenger RNA. NCBI's taxonomy places the organism in Eukaryota, Viridiplantae, Streptophyta, Magnoliopsida, Lamiales, Orobanchaceae. The record is from the annotation of a GenBank genome assembly.
AUGUCAGCUGUUCGGGAUCUGGGCUUCAGGGUUUGGGCGUCCCGAGGAUUCGCCGUAAAGCAGCGGGGGUUUGACUUCGAGAGCAGGUUCGUCUCUGGUGCGAGGGUGCCUGAGAAGCCGCUCGGGCUAUACGAUCCAUCGUUUGACAAGGAUUCGUGCGGGGUUGGGUUCGUGGUGGAGCUUCCCGAUGAAAGCAGUCGUAAAACGGUGACGGACGCUAUUGAAAUGUUGGUUCGAAUUACGCACAGAAGUACAUGUGGCUGCGAGACGAAUACUGGAGAUGGAGCUAGAAUUUUUGCUACCAAAGAUGCUGGUUUUGAGCUUCCUGCACCUGGGGAAUAUGCAGUCGGCACGUUUUUCCUGCCUACUUCUGACACCGAGAGCAAAGUUGUGUUUACAAAGGUGAUUUAUUUCUUUGGCUCGCUGAGUCACUCGGCCAGCGAAGUUGGAGUUGUCGAUAUUCCUCCAGAGGACGUGUCGAAGAAAGGAAGACUUAAACCUGCCAUGAUGCUUCUUGUGGACUUUGAAAACCAUGUUGUGGAUGAUGAUGAUGCCCUCAAGAAACAGUACUCACUUGCUCGACCUUGCGAGAGUGGCUGA